AUGACAUUACCAAAAAUAGAACAUCCGUCAAUGAGAAUGAACACAUUUGAUCGAGCUAAUUUAGAUGUUCGAGGCAGUUCACGAGCACAAAAUGGUCGUAAUUCGAUUGAACGACCGUCAAAUGAUUUUAUUACAGGUCGACCAUUAGCUAGUGAACUAGACUCUUAUCCACUAUCACCGUCGAGACAACAGCAACAAAAUAAACGUCGACAUAAUUCAAGGUCAUUUAAUGAAGGAAAAUCAAAGCAACAUUUAACUCCUCUAACCGACUAUUCAAAAAUACCUGAUAAUGUAGAAGCCGUAUAUGGAACAGAUUCAAACAAAGUGAGAUUACCCAUAUUUGGAUAUCGUCCCGACAGUACAACAUCAUCAUACAAUGACAAUAAUAAUGGUGGUGGCGGUUCCAAACAGCCACCUCCCACACCAUCUACAAAUCGAAUAAUUAUCGAUGAACUAGAAUCAACUCUUCGUGAAAAAGUUCGAACUAAUUUACACGAUAUUCGAACAAAAUUUAAAAAUGCUGAUCCGGAGGGUAAUGGGUGCGUGUCAAAAGAAGCACUUGGACACAUUAUUGCAGCCAUAUUCGGUCCAUCGAGACAAAUUGGACCCAGUCAAGUAGAUAAAUUAUUGGAUAGAUUUGGUUUGAAAACGCAAAUGAAAAUAAGUUUUGAAGAUUUUACAAAUUCUAUGUUUAACGGUCAGAAUGUGCCCGAUUGGGUUAGACAAUCGCCUCGAAAUUUCAUGUUUGAACAACCAAAACGAACGGCAAUGCAAAUGUUUCUUAUACUCAAAGAAAAAGCAAGAACAAAACACCGCGAUUUAGUAACCAUUUGUCCUGCAUUAGAUGGUGGCCCAUCGAAUCGUAUAUUUAAAGCACAGUUUUACAACUGGUUGAAUGAAAUGGGAUACAAAAUGAAAGAUAAUGAAUUCGAUAAACUGUGGGACAAAUUUGAUACUGAUGGUUUUCACGCUGUUAACAGUGAUAAAUUUAUUAAACGAUUAACAAAUGAUCCAAUAACCGAAGUAAAUCAACGACCACCACAGCAGUCACCUAGACCACAAAAUCAAAACGGAGGAUUUCGAAGUUCAUAUUCUGACACAAAUGUUGAUCAACCAACACAACAAGUACCACAAACAGCCCGUACACAGAGUUUGGAUGAAAAUCAUAUACAGAACUGGCUCAGUUAUAAAUUUCCCCAAGGAUUUGAUCAAUUACAAAAAUCAUUUGAAAAUAUCGAUAAAAAACAAAUUGGAACUAUUCCCCGUGAUCGAUUUUUAGAUGAACUGAAAAAGUUUGGUUUGAAGUUAGAAACAUCGCUGUUAGAAUUUUUUCUUAAACGAAUUGGUGUCGAUGUUAAAGGUGAAAAAAGUGCAAUACCCUACAAGGAUGUUCUACAAGCAUUCAAAGCACGAGUAUCAACAGACAAAAAUAAAAAAAACGACACAAUCAAUCAGUCGUAUGUAUUCAAUAUCAGAGAUUGGCACGGGCCGGGCUUAGGCCGCAGAUUAUUUUUCUUGGGUCGGGCCUGGCCGAACUCAAAAUUUUUAAGCAUGCGUGGAUUUGUAAUUUAUGUGUACACUCGUCCCCGUGAUGAUCCGAGUGAAGAAAAAUAUUUACCUAUUGAAAAACAACUUCAUGAAAUGUUAAAAAUGAAAUAUUCUCAAAUAAUGUCGGCAAUGAAAAAAAUUGAUCGUUCUCAAACAAAUACCAUUUCACACCAAGAUUUUCGAUCCGCCAUCGAAGAUCUGUUCGAGUUUCCAUUAAGACCAGAUGAAUUUUAUCAAAUUUUGAGACAUAUACCACAAGAUGAACAUGGAAAAGUCAAAUAUUUAGAAUAUUUACAACAAUUCAAGAAUGUACCGACGGAAAAAGAAUUGAAAAAACAACAAGAAAAUGCACGAGACAUACAAGAACAAGAUGUCAAUGUACCCGAUUGGGAUUAUAUGCGUAGUGAAGAUAUUCGCGAAAGAUUAGAUCAAGAACAUACUCAUGCCAAUCCAGCGAGAAGAAAAGCAAAGGAAAAGAAAAAACAUCAAGAUGAAUUUGAUGAUGAUAGUUUGACUGGAUUUACGAGAUCUGUUGAUGAAUUAAGAGAAAUUAUCAAAACGUUGAUUCGUAAUCGGUAUAAAGAGAUUGAAGAUGAAUUUAAAAUACUCGAUAAAAGUUCAUAUGGAGAAUUAACACAGGACAUGAUGUUUGAUUUAUUUAAAAGAUUGGAUGUCAAACCCCCGAUCACUCGUUCAGAAGUGAAAUUAUUGUGGACACGGUGUCAUUUGAAAGUAAAUAACAACUUAGAUUUUUACCAAUUUUUAAGAGAAUUUGGCUAUACAAAACGAUCAGCAACAUAUCCAAAUGCUAAACGAAAUCCUCCUCGUCGCGGUGACUGUGAUUUCUUGUUAACAUCACGGAAAUUAUAUGGCGAUAACAUUCUUGUGCAUGGAUCGGCACUAAAUGCUAUUCGUUCAAAUUGGGAUGAAUUACGUCGAGAAUUUAUGGAAUUAGAUCCUUAUCGUACCGGUUACAUUAUGAGCGAAGAAUUCGAUGAUAUUUUGUAUGAAAUAUGCCCGGUGGUGAAUCACGAAGAUUUAGAUACAUUUAAAUUUAAAUUUAAAAUAGGAAAUGAUGGAAGAAUAAAUUAUGUUAAAUUUUUAAAGUAUCAUUCACCUGUACCUGAGAUGAUGGCCCAAGUCGAUAAUAACAUGUCAAUACAAGACUCACCAAGAGCAUCAGCAGACAGAUCGAUUUUAUCGCAAGUGAUGAACAAGCUACGGCGAAAAUUAACUGACAAUUUCAAGCCACUUCGACGUGCAUUUAAACAGCGUGAUGUUGACAAUACAGGUUCUGUUCCUGUUCUUGCUUUUAAAGAUUUACUGAAAUCAUUCAAGUGUAAUUUUAAUGAUGAAGAAUUUUACAUCUUAACAUCGCAAAUUGACACAAAAAUGGACGGAUCAAUUAACUACAACUACUUUUUGAAUAACUACGUUAAACCAACGUAA
Messenger RNA from Didymodactylos carnosus, 2997 nucleotides. NCBI's taxonomy places the organism in Eukaryota, Metazoa, Rotifera, Eurotatoria, Philodinida, Philodinidae. The record is from the annotation of a GenBank genome assembly.